Messenger RNA from Hippocampus zosterae (dwarf seahorse), 1446 nucleotides. RefSeq lists its product as uncharacterized. The record is from RefSeq and is a predicted model, not a curated record. The coding region runs from base 137 to 1009 and encodes 290 amino acids. The transcript is spliced from 10 exons. Lineage: Eukaryota; Metazoa; Chordata; Actinopteri; Syngnathiformes; Syngnathidae.
ACCCUGCUGCGGUCUGCGGCCUUCAUCCUCUUUUUGACUUCCGGCUGCGCCACACUCACAGCUCGAGGCAUAACGAGUCACUUUAUCCACGUUUUUUAAAUUUAUUUUGAAAUCUUCAAUUCUUUUCACGGGCACCAUGCUCGCGUUUGCGCCGUCCUUGGUUACGCUGGGCGUAGCUUUGGUCUCACUAGCAGCGUCGCAAAUGCCUCCCGGCUCGACGACGGAAUCAGAACAGCGAAUCAUCACCGUGGCUGGCACGGUGGCAGAAAAUGGCAUCAGCUCUGAAACUCCCGAAAACCGAAACAGCACCCUCAUGAGUAGCACCGUGAGCUAUACGACUGCCAAUGGUAGCGCCAUACCUUGGACGGAUCAGCAAGGUAACCACACUGAAGGCACAUCCAGUGAGACUACGCCUCCACCUAUGUCCACCUCUUACACACACGCCACCAAAAUAACGGAAAGUCAGAGGGACAAAAGUACCACCACAGCAAAGCCUUCCACCGCCAAAAGCUACGAGACCACCGGCAUCCUCAUCAUCAUUUUGAUCAUCGUGGUAGCCAUCGGCUUCGGGAUCGCUUGCUACAUCUCCAAGAGGCGAGGAAGGCGCUACGCUGUCGACUUCUCCUCGAGAGCGGAUGAAGCCAGUGUCCCUCUCAGCCCCGUGGAGCCCAUGCUUGCAAACGCGCCACACAACGGGUUGCAGACGUUUGAAAGUGGAGACAAGAGGUCAAAAGAAGAAGAAAAAGAAGAAGCGCCAAAACAGGGCGAAGACGAGCCAAAAGCUGAAGCUGAAGCAGAGUCUGCCUCUCCACCAGAGGACGACUCACAGAACAAAGCCAAAGAGGCCGAGCCGGUGAAAACCGACGAACCGGGCCAACAAAUCUCCGACGGGACUGCGGAAGAGAGUCCGCAGAACGAGAACAACAGCAACAAUUCUGACGUGAUGCAGAGGAAAGAUUUCAAAUCGUCCGCCGUCUUUUGGGAGAUUUCCCUCGACAGCCAGGUGUGAGAAAUGACGCCCCCGCUUGGUUGUAGUGUUGCUCUUCGUAAAACAUGGUGAAGAGACGAACAACGGUGAAGAGACGAACAACUGCAGAUCAAAACAAUUUAAUUGUGGUCAUCAUUCAUCUAAGGAAGAUAAGAAGUUAAAUAUCUGAAAAGGUUUUAUUAAUGUCUUCCUUGACCUCCAUCUUGUGCUUUAUGCUAUUCCAUUAAUGAGUCAUCAGUGAAACAGUGUAAUAAAUACUGGGAUAUGUGACAUUGUAACAUGCAAAAAGAGAUUGAAAAUCAUAAUUACUGUAGAGAUAAUGUCAUCUUUUUGUUUGUGGAAUAGUUUGGAGAUGGUUUGUUAUAUAUGGCAAUAAGGAGGCUUUAUAUAUACUUGUAAAUGCUCGAGUGUUUGGUAUAAUGCUGUAGUGUUUUGUCACUGCCCAAUUAAAAAAAAUA